AUGGAACACGCGUCGGAAAACGAUGAGAAAAGCAACGAUGAAGAUCUUGACGAUCAUCCCACGCAAAUUAUGGUGCCAUCCGAUCCGUCCAAGUGGAACUCGAAUGACAUAAGCAAAUGGAUUUUAUGGUGCAGUCACACAUUUGCCAUAAGACUAGGAUCCAUCGCAGCAAUACUUCCAUCAACUGGCAAAGAACUACUACGAUUAACACUACAAGAUUGGCGGGAUAUCGGCGGAACAGGAGGUAGUAUCCUAGCAAGACACUUGGCUCAUCUUCGUCUACAGGCCACUGGCAUGCAUACUACGGAUUUACUACAAGAGAACGAAAAUAAUAAGGAAAUUGAAAGGUUCAGCCUCCUACAACGGACUUGCUCGCUGAUUGGAUCAACAGCUGGAGCCAGUGGCUCGGGGGCGGUCGGAGGCGGACAGGUUCAGCUCUGGCAAUUCCUGCUAGAGCUGCUCUCAGAUUCGUCUAACUCAUCUUGUAUCGCGUGGGAGGGCUCGAAUGGGGAAUUCAAGCUCACCGAUCCGGAUGAAGUAGCGCGCCGUUGGGGUGAGCGCAAGAGCAAGCCUAACAUGAAUUACGACAAACUGUCACGCGCGUUGAGAUAUUACUACGACAAGAACAUAAUGACAAAAGUUCAUGGUAAACGUUAUGCUUACAAAUUCGAUUUUCGUGGUUUGACGAUGGCUUGUCAGUCACAAGCAGGCAUUAUGUUGGAAGCGUCGACGUCGUCGCGCGUAACAAAUACGAGCUGCCAUUCUCAUCAUCAGGCUCAUCGCACUCCUCGCUUGUAUCCAGUUGGACCUGCUCAGCACUCUGCACCAUCCACGUUCCAAUCAGAACAAUCGUCUUCCAGUCAACAACAACCUCCGCCACCUCCACCGCCAUUGCCACCACCACAUUAUUGGCCAUAUCGAUAUUCACCACCGACAUAACA
Molecule: messenger RNA, 941 nt
Organism: Trachymyrmex septentrionalis
Lineage: Eukaryota; Metazoa; Arthropoda; Insecta; Hymenoptera; Formicidae
Product: DNA-binding protein D-ETS-6-like
Exons: 4
Coding region: 1-939 (312 amino acids)
Biological process (GO): regulation of transcription by RNA polymerase II; cell differentiation
Cellular component (GO): nucleus
Molecular function (GO): sequence-specific DNA binding; DNA-binding transcription factor activity, RNA polymerase II-specific
Source: RefSeq, a predicted model, not a curated record